UUAUUCUAUUGCUGUUCAGUUUGUUUCACCAUGGCGUGUCGAAAGGCGGCCUACCGGGCCAUGACGGAGCUGUCCGAAUUCAUGGAGGCACAGCAACAAGAAGCCGACGCAAAGCAAGCGUCUCUGGAAGCGGAACAGCGUCGCGUGUGGACUCCUUCCGCCAUCUUUGAGCAGUGUUGCAGUCAAUGGUUGGCGUAUGGACCCGAGAUUUCCGUGCACAACAACCGUGGUGGCGGCAUUUCGAAUAGCAGUCAAGGGUGCAGCGGUGUGUGUGGCAAUGCGCAUCCCAAAAUUACACUGGAUUACUCAGACGGUGCCACGGCCGUCUUGUCGCAUCCAUUGGAUCCUUUUCUCCGCUAUUUUGAUGAUUUGUGCCAACAGGGAUUGGCUUCCAAGACAGAGACCAAUAAGGAAGAUGGGAAACCAAGCACUGGUAGCACUACAAGCAGCAGUCUGUACUCUUAUGCCUUGUCUGGCUUUCUCGACGAUCACGUGACCAAACUGCAACAGCAACAAUCCAUGUUUGGAUCUCAUUUGGUCAAGGUCUCUUCUGGUGCGUUGGCAGCGAGUCGACGCGCCAAAGAUCAAUUUCUGGAACAACAAGAAUUGGAACGAGAAGCCAAACGACGCAAAACCCAAGGCCCUGCCGCUACUACCAAUCUGCUGGAUAGUGUCUUGCAAAUCUGUUACGAAAGUGGAAAUUUGUUGGAGCAUUUGGAUGUGGCCGAAAUAUCCUGGAUGCGACUGUGUGGCAACCAGACCAUGGCCAAGUUUGCCGCUCGCAUGGCCACGCAUCGUUUACACAAACAAAUGAAAUUGUCCUAUUCGGUACUCAUUAAUGGACGACACACGCGAGUGCACGAGGGACACUGUACCCAAGACGAAGUCCCUGACCGAUUGUGUAAGACGGGCAGUCAAGGUCCUCGUUUUGCGACGUGGGCCGUGGCGUAUCAUGUCUUGGAUACUAGAAUGCCAUUGGUCAUGCAACAACCGCAACCACAAUCACAACAACCAGACAACAAUGGUACUAGUACUUCUGCUACAACAAAACAAUCUACUGCUACGACGUUUGUCCCAAAACAGACACAAGAAUUCGAAUGGCAGGCUCCCACCUUCGACGGGCUCCAUACGUCGCCCGGAGGCAAUACUCAAGAUGUUCCAGAAUCCUUUCGAGGAUAUCUUAUUCGGGUAUUUCUCGAACCACCCGAUGAUCCAAAGCUACCCGAAACCAAUUGUCUUUUUAGUACCAGUGGGCCCUUGGAAGUGGCACGCGUACGAGUUCAUUCCGAAAUGCUACAACAAGAGGGAAUUCAUACCAAAGAGAAACUCGUCUACAGAAUAGUGUCCAACAAUAGUAACAACUGCACAUCCACAGCAACAUGCGAACCAGGUUCCACCGGAACAAUCUCCACCGCUCCACCAGCAGCCGCUCCAGUAGCCACUGAAAGCGCAAAGCCCACGACCGCUCAAAACAACCACAAUACCUUAUCGGUACAAUCCAUCCAAUUCACAUUUACUGACUUGCUUGGUAUUUAUGUACGAAAGAAAUUGCCAAUGGCCAAACGAAAGUUUCAAGAAAUGAAACAACAACGGCCCGCCACGAGAUGUGAAAAGGAAUAUGUCAAGGGGUUGGCCAAGGCGGCACGCGAUGCGCCCGGAAGGGCUGCAGCGUUUCAAGGAAUGAGGGGGUGGUAGAAUAGAUAUGUAAUGCAUACCCAUGCAUUGGCGGCUUGCUUUUGUGUCUUUUUGACACGACACCUUUGCCGCCCCUCUUUGCAAGUGUUCUGGGCGACGGCGCUACGGAACUAGGUUUUAUUUUGCAACCAUGUUCAUGGGCCCAUUUGAGGAUGUCCAAGUGCCCAUUUUCGGCAGCAGCAUUGCAUGCUGAAGGACGCAUUUUGCAACCAUGUGCGUGCAGCCAUUUUAAUGUUUCCAAGCGCCCAUUUCUGGCAGCAGCAAUAUCAGAUUCUGCGCUCAAUCCCAUUCUGCAACCACUCUCGUAAGCAAACUUGAUCACAUGCAAGUGCCCAAACUCAGUAGCCUUCUCGAGAACACGAUUAUUGAGCGGCACACCACCAGUUAAGAGUGCCAGUUUCAGUGCUCUCAAAUUGCCGCUUCUAGCCGCCUGGAUGCCAAGGUCGUGAUGGGCACAGCGGGUGAAUCCAACACGCGUUGUGUACCAUUUUCGUUUGAACCACUCAUGGAAAGACGCACUCCCAAACCUGGCAAGCGUACAAUCAUUUGUGACACCAGCUUGAUGGGAACCAGAUGUAUCGUCCAACCAGACUUGGGCAGUUGACUCUGUGUAGAAGGUGGCGCUAAAGAAAGUAUCAGUACUGGUUGCUGCGGUCGUACCCCUAGUUGGGGUGUUGAAUGGACGUGCAUGAUUGCAUUUCUUGACCAUUGGUGGAUUCUCCACAGUCUCACAGAGCUGCUUGUAGAGCUGAUUGAACUGCUUGCUAACAGGACCAACAAAGGCAUAAUGUCCCAUGCCCAAGAUGGGGAAAAUGGCGCCAACCCAAACAUCAUCACGUUGAAGAAAAGCAUCAAUAGUCAGCUUAUUUUGGGUACUGUCAUCAAGGGCCCAGCGCGCGGUGUUUUGGGAGUCGGGGUUUUGAUGUGCUGCUUGGCAUAAGGACUCCUGAUCAAAAAGAGUUGAUUUGUGAUUCUUCCCGGAAGGUUCUUCAGUGGAGGACAUGGUGUGAGCGUUGGGGGGAAUGAUCGGAUGUUUGUUUCUGUUGCUAUUGUUGUCUUUGUGCCACUGUGCCGCUGUCGUGUGCUCUUCAGCGGGUCCUCUUUCAGUUUAUCGUCUAUCGAUAGCCAGAAACCUGCGUCGAGCGUGGAAAGUUAAAUUUCGUGUAGGUGAAGUUGUGUCAACGUCUCGUUCCAAAAUUUCCACGGACGUCCAGUCGAACGUGGAAAACUUCCUCGUUAGGGUGUCAACGUGUCAACAUCACCUCACGCGUGAAGUUCAACCUUUGUGCCAUAAGGUAGGCAGCUGCAGAGGAGGAAAGACACCAUGGCGUACCGGUAAUCUAGCCGAGCAUAACCACACCAAAGAUGAUGGUUUUAGAGUAGAGAAGUUAUCAUCGAAAGAAGACGGAGCCUGUCAACAUAUAAAGAUUGGCAGGCAGGCCCACAACAUGCUAGAUUAUUUUCUUGGUUUUUCAUAGAAUUCAGUGACUACGUUUGGGUGGUUCAGCCUUACACACGCCAAAGCAU
Seminavis robusta is the source of this 3222-nucleotide messenger RNA. NCBI's taxonomy places the organism in Eukaryota, Bacillariophyta, Bacillariophyceae, Naviculales, Naviculaceae. The record is from the annotation of a GenBank genome assembly.